Messenger RNA from Myotis brandtii (Brandt's bat), 5800 nucleotides. RefSeq names its product LIM and calponin homology domains 1 (gene LIMCH1). Lineage: Eukaryota; Metazoa; Chordata; Mammalia; Chiroptera; Vespertilionidae. The record is from RefSeq and is a predicted model, not a curated record. Gene Ontology annotation, cellular component: stress fiber. Bases 230 to 2941 code for a protein of 903 amino acids. Gene Ontology annotation, biological process: positive regulation of stress fiber assembly; regulation of focal adhesion assembly. Gene Ontology annotation, molecular function: myosin II head/neck binding. The transcript has 21 exons.
UAUUUUCAUUGCUUUUUUUUUUUUUUUAACUUUCUGCCUCAGAAAGACAGCUCCCUUUCAGAGCAGGAAUUUCCCUUCAAGGUAGCAGGAGAGGGAAGCCCGCUGCUCCAGGAUUUUACGGAUCUGAUUCUGUUGCAACAACAAAUGCUGCGUGCAUUUGCCAGGUCGAAUAAACAGGAGCAAUUGCACCGCUAACCUCGGGGCUCCGGCCCAGAACAGACAUGCGGUUAUGGAUUCCGAAAGGCGGGUCAAGGAGACUGAUGACAUUGAGAGUCCUAAGCGGAGUAUCCGAGACAGUGGUUACAUCGACUGCUGGGAUUCCGAGCGUAGUGACUCCCUGUCUCCCCCUCGACACGGCCGCGAUGAUUCCUUUGACAGCCUGGACUCCUUUGGCUCCCGCUCCCGGCAGACACCUUCGCCAGAUGUAGUCCUCAGGGGAAGCAGCGAUGGGAGAGGAAGUGACUCCGAAUCUGACCUGCCACAUCGGAAGCUGCCGGAUGUGAAGAAGGAUGACAUGUCUGCCAGGCGGACUUCUCACGGUGAGCCGAAAUCAGCAGUGCCUUUUAACCAGUACCUCCCGAACAAAAGCAACCAGACAGCCUAUGUCCCCGCUCCUCUGAGAAAGAAGAAAGCAGAGCGAGAGGAGUAUCGGAAGAGCUGGAGCACCGCCACCUCCCCGCUGGGUGGGGAGAGGCCCUUCAGAUACGGUCCGAGAACUCCUGUGUCUGAUGACGCAGAGAGCACGAGUAUGUUUGACAUGCGGUGUGAGGAGGAGGCUGCGGUGCAGCCGCACAGCAGGGCCCGCCAGGAGCAGCUGCAGCUGAUCAACAGCCAGCUGCGGGAAGAGGACGACAAAUGGCAAGAUGACCUGGCUCGGUGGAAGAGCCGUAGAAGAAGUGCUUCUCAGGACUUAAUCAAGAAAGAGGAAGAAAGGAAAAAAAUGGAGAAAUUAAUGGCUGGAGAGGAUGGGACAAGUGAACGGAGGAAAAGCAUCAAAACCUACAGAGAAAUUGUUCAAGAAAAAGAGCGGAGAGAGAGGGAGCUGCACGAGGCAUAUAAGAACGCACGGUCCCAGGAGGAGGCGGAGGGGAUCCUGCAGCAGUACAUCGAGAGGUUCACCAUCAGCGAGGCUGUCCUGGAACGCUUGGAGAUGCCAAAAAUCCUGGAAAGAAGCCAUUCAACAGAGCCAAACUUCUCCCCCUACCUGAACGACCCCAACCCCAUGAAAUACCUGCGGCAGCAGUCACUGCCUCCCCCCAAAUUCACUGCCACUGUGGAAACCACCAUCGCUCGUACCAGCAUUCUGGAUGCCAGCAUGUCAGCAGGCAGUGGGUCUCCAAGCAAAACUGUCGCUCCCAAAGCAGUGCCUAUGCUGACACCCAAGCCUUACUCCCAGCCCAAGAGCUCUCAGGAGGUUCUGAAGACCUUUAAGGUAGAUGGGAAAGUCAGCAUGAAUGGAGAAACAGUUCACAGUGAUGAGGUGGAGAAGGAAAACGAGUGUCCCACGGGCGCACUCGUCCCCUCAUUAACCAAAUCCCAGAUGUUCGAAGGUGUGGCCAGAGUGCACGGGUGCCCAGUGGAGUUGAAACAAGGCAGCAAUAGCAUUGAGAUCAACAUACAGAAGCCAAAUUCUGUUCCCCAAGAUCUGACGGCAACCACUGAGGAAAUGGAACCCAACAGCCAAGAAGAUGAGAAAGAUGGUGAAAACCUAGAAGAAGGGAAUACAGAACUUACAGAGCCACAGCAUUUUACAACUACUGUGACUCGGUGCAGCCCGACCGUGGCCUCGGUGGAGUUUUCCUCCAGCCCCAAGCUGAGGAACGAUGUGCCAGAAGAGAGAGACCAGAAGAAACCGGAAAAUGAAAUGAGCGGGAAGGUGGAGUUGGUGCUGUCACAAAAGGUGGUAAAGCCAAAGUCUCCAGAACCAGAAGCAACCCUGACGUUUCCGUUUCUGGACAAAAUGCCUGAAACCAACCAGUUACAUUUGCCAAAUCUCAAUUCUCAAGGGGAUUCUCCCAGCAGUGAAAAGUCACCUGCAACUACACCUGUUCCUAACCAGUUUGCAUACCACACCAUGCUCUUCCCCUUGUGUUACAUGAUCGGGUUAGAUUCAGAAUGUUACAAGAAGAUGGAGAGAUACCAGAAAGAGCAGGACAAGCUGAAAGAAGAGUGGGAAAAGGCCCAAAAGGAGGUGGAAGAGGAAGAACGCAGAUACUAUGAGGAGGAGCGCAAAAUAAUUGAAGACACUGUGGUUCCAUUUACUAUUUCUUCAAGUUCCGCAGACCAGCUGUCGACAUCCUCCUCUGUGACUGAAGGCAAUGGAACAGUGAAUAAGAUGGAUCUGGAAAACUGUCAUGAAGAAGAACAAGAGACAAGACAGAAGAAACCAUUCCAGGGGGGCAACAAUGGCUUGUUGCCUGAGACUAGAGAAAGUGGUCCCCUGGAGGAAAAGGGCAGACUUAUUCAAGGGGCCUUGACUGAUUCUGAGAACCCUGUAUCAAAAGGAACCCAUCAAAAUGAUCAGCUGGAUACAGAAGCUGGGGCCCCCCACUGUGGGGUGAACCCGCAGCUAGCUCAGGGUCCAUCCCAGAAUCAGCAGGUAUCAAACCCGCCAGUGAACACUUUAGAAGAUGUGAAGCCAAAAACCCUCCCAUUGGAUAACAGCAUUAACCAUCAGAUGGAGUCACCGAGUGAAAGGCGGAAGUCUAUAAGUGGGAAGAAGCUGUGCUCGUCCUGUGGGCUUCCUUUGGGGAAAGGAGCUGCGAUGAUCAUUGAGACCCUCAAUCUCUAUUUUCACAUCCAGUGCUUCAGGUGUGGAAUUUGCAAAGGACAGCUUGGAGAUGCAAUGAGUGGGACGGAUGUGAGGAUUCGAAAUGGUCUUCUAAACUGUAAUGAUUGCUACAUGCGAUCCAGAAGUGCUGGCCAACCUACAACAUUGUGACAUGGUUUUCAAGACCCCAGAUCACUCACCACUUCUCUCUUGAGAGUGUCCCCUGGCAAUUGUUUAACAGAAUCCCAUGUUCAGGGGCUUCUCAGCAUUCAUCUAGUUUCUGAAAGGCUACUCUAAAAGGUGGUAUCUGUUCUUUCAUAGCACAGUGUUUGUGUUUUUCCUGUUUGUUGUUUCUCUUUUUUUUUGCAUUUGCACAAUAUAUACAAAAGAAUAUUGAACUAUAAUGAUUCUGACUAGUUCAAAAGAAGGUCUUAGCAUGGUCGAACAGGCUUAUGGUUUAAAAUGUGUUAUUCUCUUCUUUGGGGAGUUGAUGAGAUAGAUGAUUCAAUAAACCUGUUUUGUUUUAGUAUUUCUAGGAAUUAAAUACUUUGUGUUUACAAAAUUGAGCUGCAGAAAGUGCAAGACAUGCCAAUUUGAGACACGGGGUCUUUUAAGACAGGAGCUUACAAGUAAUGCAUUUCAGAUACUAAAAACCACAUCAUAUAGCUCUGAGCUAUAACUUGUUUUUAAUGCAAUGACACUAGUCUGAUAAUAUAUACUGUAAUCCUGAAACAUUUGUGUUACUUACCUUUUGAGGCAGAAGUCAUACCAAUAAAUUAUUGCACCGUUAGUGUUAGGUUUAGUGUGCUUUGAAGGUUAUGUCAUUGAUAGAGCCUGGGCCAUCAAAUAAAGAGAACCCUUGCACUAUCAGCUAGACUUACACUCUGGACAUUGCCCAAGGGUAGGGGAACCCAGAGGAAAACACUUUGGUCAUCAUUUCCCAAGUCCUUUCCAAAAUAUGUGAGGAAGUUUGAUCUUCAAAAGAGUGGUGGGCCCAUGCCAGCCACCAGGGCUUUAUUGCUUACUCCUCUUCAGACUCUACAUUCAAUAAAAGACUCAGCAUAAGGCAUCCGGAAACCCUCAUAGAGGUCGGUCCUUCAUUAAGUGAAACCACUGCUCACCCUUGCCUGCAAGGUCUCCUUGAGGGCACAGGUGUCUAAAGAACAGCAUUAAGUUCAUCCUAAUAGAAUCCAAAUGGCACGUGAUGGGAUAAGCCACUGGUGUGUCAUCAGCAAGAACCUGCAGGUUCCAUGUGCGCUGCCCACCCUAAUGGACAUCUGCUCUUCCUCAUUCUCCUACAUCACCGGCUCUCUCUGCUCUCAAGAAUUCUGAACCUUGCUCAUGGAGACCUUCAGAGAGGAACUCUUGUGGAGAGCUGCUUACUUUUUAAGCCCUGUGUGGUGUUUCAUCGGGCCAAGAGGGGAAUCGAGUGACUAAAAAGCAUCAUGUUUUAAAUCUCCAGGUUAUUUUCUUUAAGACUGGGGAAAGGGGGACUAUUUAUUCUGCCUUGAAAUGAUGGCAAAUAAGUGAAGAGGACCUUUUGUGAAUGUAGACUGUGGAUGUCUGCCUAAUAGAUUCAUGUAGUCAUUAAAGGAGACCAAGUAGAUGUUCUUCUGUUACGUAAGCAAUAAUUUUUUUUCUGUCUUAUUGAGUAUGGCCAGCAAUUAUUUAUUUUACAUGCUAGAUGGUUCUCUGCAUGUGGGUUCCAUAUAAGUGCAGAAAUUCCCUCAGCCACUGGAGGUAUUUUGACCAUUUUGUCAUUUGGAUGAGCUGCGGUUAGAUUGAAAUUCACACAUCACUUCAUUAAAAAUUGUGCCUUAGAAAAUGCAAAGCUGUUGCACACAGUAUGAAUUAUGGAUGCAGUACAUUGAAGAGAGAUGAAGUCACUUCCAAGUUCCCAAGACUUCUCCUGGAGGUGUUUGCUGUUUUACAGGGAAAAAAUAAAUAAAAUUUAAAAAAAGAAAAAUAGAAAACAUUAACAUGAAAAAAGUUUUGAAAAUGUACAGAUUAAGUUCAAUAUUUUGAUUAACCACCUGCAUGUUUUAUUAAAUAUUUUGAUAAUGUGAUGUUUACACUUUGCAUGAUAUUAGCAGAGUACUUUACCGGAAACAAUGCACAAAAACAUGUACAAUACGAUCAUUCAUAACCAAUUUUUAUAGGAUACUUUUUACAUGUGGAACUCCAUCCGUUAUGUAGGGAUUAUAUGAAUAUUGCACAUUCUCUUCUGGUUUCACAGACCCAUUUAUACACAUUUCUUAGUGAGACUCAUUGUACAUGUAUUGAAGCUAGAAUUGAGUCAAGAAAAAUAAAGCCCAUUCUCUGACUGCGAGAUGUGCUUUCCCAUAAUGAACAAUAGUCACCAGCACAGAAUAAUCUCCAACAUUUUCUAAAUUCUAAUUGCCAACUGUUUCUAUUUAUAUUUGAUUUAUAUUUCAUUUGGAGUCUGUUACAUGGCAGCUCGGGCAGACUAGAUCUUGUUUUUUCCAAGGCAGCAUAAUGAGUAUGAUCUAUUUCUUUUCAAAUAAUCUUUGAGAUCCCAGGGAAAAAAAAUGCUCUGCUCUGUGGAGCUACUAUGUAAAUGUGUUUGCUUAAAAAAAAAAAAAAGAUGAUGCAAGUGAGUGAUUUAUUGUUCCCAAGGAAGUACGUCUGACUUUUUUUCUCAUACUCCAAAAGCCAGUCCCUUCUCUUUCUUAAGAAAAAAAUGGGUAACUGUUAUUCACUAGCAAACUUUCAUGCCAUUUCCUCGUUCUUUCUAUGUAGUGGUAUUAAUGCAAUACAUAUUGUAGUUAUCUAUACACAGUGUAAGACUUAACGAACUGAAAUGAUCCACCUCAUGUGUGAGUCCGUCCAAAAGAUGUUACUGUUCUGGGUGGGCCAAUGUUCUGUAUCAGUUACACUAACCUUCAUUUAAAAUAUUUAUUCUAAAAUGCCUCUAAGAAAUAGUAAAAAACAAAUAAAAAGUUGUCUAAAAUGCAACAGCUUUUAUAGUAAAUGUACAUUUAUAAAUAAAAUACUCAAAUCAGCUUUGUA